Messenger RNA from Adineta steineri, 435 nucleotides. The record is from the annotation of a GenBank genome assembly. NCBI's taxonomy places the organism in Eukaryota, Metazoa, Rotifera, Eurotatoria, Adinetida, Adinetidae.
AUGUCUGUUCAAGAUUUAUUACAAAAAGAUGUUAAAAAAAUUGUUGGACCAAAUAUUCGUCUUGUUAUUUCUAUUCUACCAUCAGAAUAUACGGCAGAAAAAUUUAUCGGGCAAUUAAAUACGAUGAAAGAUAUAGAUGAAUUUUUAUCGACGAAUGAUAAUGCCGAUGGUGUUAUUUUUCUUUCACCUGGAACAAACAAUGGUGCAACAAAAGGUCAAUUAGGUUUUUAUGCUAAAAAAUUUGAGCAUAUGUUACCAAUAAAUGAAUAUAUACAACGUAGUGAACAUAAUAUUGAUUUACGUGAACGUGGUAUACCAAUUAAUCAAGCACGAAUUAAAUUAUUCGAACAAAACAAUGCUCAAGUAUCUGAGAAAGAUAUUCAAAAAUUGCUUAUACAAUUUGUUAAAGACUUUGAACCACAAAAUUCAUCCUAA